This is a messenger RNA of Heterostelium album PN500, 1482 nucleotides long. RefSeq lists its product as uncharacterized. The record is from RefSeq and is a predicted model, not a curated record. The transcript has a single exon. NCBI's taxonomy places the organism in Eukaryota, Evosea, Eumycetozoa, Acytosteliales, Acytosteliaceae. Bases 1 to 1482 code for a protein of 493 amino acids.
AUGAUCAAAGAUGAUCUUAGAUGUCUCAAAAGUAUUCCUAGUAAUGUUACAACAGUCUAUGUUACGACUAAAUAUGAUUUAGAAGCUGAUCAAGAGUAUCUCUAUAGAUUAAUAUUAGAAUCACAAUCAGUAACAGUGUUGAAUGGAUGCAACACAUUGAAGUAUGGAUUACCAAAGUCAAUCAAAUCUAUUAUAUUUAACAAUUUCAAUGAACCACUUUUUAAAGGAUCACUUCCCAAUACAUUAGAGAUCAUAAAUUUUGAAGACAGAUUUUUCAAACAAGAGAUUCUACCAGGCGUACUUCCAGUUGGUUUGCACAAACUUUAUUUGAACAACUAUCAACAUCUAAUUCAAGCAGGUGUACUGCCAGUUGGUUUACGUGUACUAUCUCUUUUCAAAUACCAACAUGAAAUUCUACCAGGUAUACUUCCAGUUGGUUUAAAAAGACUAUCACUCAGUUUCUAUGGUUUCGAAAUUAAACCGGGCGUACUCCCGGAUGGUCUGCGCGAAUUUUCAUUUGGAAGCAGCUUUGGAUUUCAAUAUGAUAUUCAGCCAGGUGUAUUACCAUCGUCUCUUGAAUAUUUAUCAAUUGAUAGUUUUAAUCCACCAGUAGAACCUGUAGAAACAAACCUCGAAGAUUUACAAUAUUCAGGCAAAUCAUUUUUACCAAUUUCAUGGUUACAAGCAAUAUCAUCACUUUCCAAUCUUCAAUCACUUUCAAUUUAUAUUUUCCAUGAAGUUGGCCACGAUAACACUAUAUUCAAUGUCAACUACCUACCACCAACUCUAAAAACAUUCUAUUUUACAUUGAGAGGAACGGCAUUGAGAGGAACAAUGCCAACAUCAUUGAAAUCAAUAUAUCUUGAUUGUCAAUAUAAUAUCAAUGAAAUAUAUCCAGAAACUAAGAAAUAUCACUUGGAAUUUAUGGAAUGUGAAAAUAAUAUUAUUAAAUUGAUUCCAUCAAACAUCAAGAUCGAUGAAUUGAUAAUUCGUGGAGAAUCAAGAGAACCAAAGAUAACUCUUCCAACUGGUUUUGGAAAAAUCAAAUUAUCUUUUAUUUUGACAGAUUUAAAGGAUAGUACAAUCGAAUUUGGUAGAGAAGAUACUAUUGAUCACUCAUUGUGUUCAUUAAGAGAGCUACAUCUUCCAACAUUCAAAGAUGGACCACCUAAAAUUGUUAAACUACCAAACACCAUCGAAUAUCUGAAUAUUGGUAACAAUGAUCUCAAUGAUAUAUUACAUUUGAUACCAUCAUCACUCAAUACUCUUGUCUUUGACAAACAAUCUGAAAUUAAUAUAAGCAUUUCAAACACUAUCAAAUCGAUCACCAAUCUCAUUGUUAAAUUUGAGAUGUUUAAUAUAAGAACUAUUAGAAAGUUGGAUGAUAAUUAUUAUGUGAUGUAUGGUGAAUGCUCCAGAAGAUUAAUUGCCAGAAUAUUUCAUCACUCGAAACUUGAUCAAAUUUUAAACAAUCUACAAUAA